UCACGAUGAGAUAAGCUUAUCCCAACCAAUCGGGAGAUCCUAAACGGGUGAAUACCAUAUCUCACCUUACAAAUCAAUUUCCACGUGGCAUCCUAUGUUCCAUGCAACUAAAUCAAAACGACCCUCUGUUUCUUCAUCUUCAUUCAUCCGUCACAAUAUCCGUAGAAGCUUCUGUUUUUUUGGGAUCAAUGGCGUCUCUUGCAACCUUCACACCCACCACCAUUAAGGGACUCGCUGGCAGUUCCAUCGCCGGAACCAAGCUUAAUCUCAAGUCUUCUCGCCAGAGUUUUAAACCCACAUCUUACAGAGCUGGAGCUGUGGUGGCUAAAUACGGUGACAAGAGUGUCUACUUUGAUUUGGAAGAUUUGGGCAACACAACUGGUGAAUGGGAUGUGUAUGGUUCUGAUGCUCCUUCACCUUACAACCCCCUCCAGAGCAAGUUCUUUGAGACAUUUGCUGCACCUUUUACCAAGAGAGGAUUGCUACUCAAGUUCUUGAUACUAGGAGGUGGUUCAACACUUGCUUACUUCAGUGCCACCGCCACAGGAGACGUUUUACCGAUCGUGAAGGGCCCACAACAGAAGCCGAAGCUUGGUCCCCGUGGCAAAAUCUAAAUGAUCAACAACUUAUAAGAAAGUGAUAAACAAUCUAGUAUGUGUUGAAUGUAUAUUUACUACAACUUGUAAGUAUGUUUGGUUAUACUCCCUUGACUUGUUUCAAUUUUUAAGUAUGGAUAAUGGUUGAUACUUUUUUCAACU
Messenger RNA from Helianthus annuus (common sunflower), 758 nucleotides. RefSeq names its product photosystem I reaction center subunit VI, chloroplastic. The record is from RefSeq and is a predicted model, not a curated record. The transcript has 3 exons. Gene Ontology annotation, biological process: photosynthesis. Bases 102 to 614 code for a protein of 170 amino acids. Gene Ontology annotation, cellular component: photosystem I reaction center; photosystem I; chloroplast thylakoid membrane. NCBI's taxonomy places the organism in Eukaryota, Viridiplantae, Streptophyta, Magnoliopsida, Asterales, Asteraceae.